UGGGCGCAGGAGGCGUGGAGGGGAGCGCGGCUGGAGCGCGGAGCGGCGCGGAGGGGAGCGUGCCAUGCGCGGCGCGGCUGCCGGCGGCUCGCUCGCUGGCUCAGCAUGCGGGGGCUCUGCCGCCGCCUCUGCCUCUGCCUGCUGGCCGCCGCGCUGGGGGGGCUCUGCGGGGGCAGCAGGAACUGCCCCGAUCUCAUCGUGGACCGCUGCCUCUGCGCCGCCGAGAGAGCCAAGGGGCCCGGCCGCCCGGCGCUCCGCAUCAAAGUGGUCUGCAGCGGAGGCGACUUGGUGGAAACUUUGCAGCCCGCCGUGCUGCCCAACCGCACCGUGUCCCUGAUUCUGAGUAACAACAAGAUCCUAUGGUUGAAGAAUGGCUCUUUCUUUGGGCUGAGAUCCCUGGAGAGACUGGAUCUGAAGAAUAAUUUGAUUAGCACAAUUGAGCCAGGGGCCUUCAACGGACUUUCAGAGCUGAAGCGCCUGGAUCUCUCAAAUAACAGAAUUGGUUGCCUAACACCAGAAAUGUUUGUUGGUCUUAACAGUCUUCAUAAAUUGAAUUUGUCAGGUAAUAUUUUUUCAAGCCUCAUGAAUGGACUUUUUUCUGAGCUGCUAGCUCUGAAAGCACUGCACUUCAACACUGAUUCACUCAUUUGUGACUGUAAUCUAAAAUGGGUCUUACAAUGGGCCAGAAAUGCUUCAGUCCGAAUUGCAGAGGAAACAGUUUGUGCUUACCCUAGUGCUUUACAAGGACUGUCAUUUCGUAACCUGAAGGAAAACCAGCUGAUAUGUGCUGGGCCUCUGGAACUUCCUCUUUUUGAGCUGAUCCCAUCACAAAGACAAGUUGUUUUUCAUGGAGACCGCUUGCCAUUUCAGUGUACUGCAACUUACGUUGACAAUACUACCCAAGUACAUUGGUACCAUGCUGGUCGUCUUAUUCAAACAGAUGAAGAGAGUGGCAUAUUUGUGGAAGACAGCAUCAUUCAUGACUGCUGCUUAAUUACACGUGAACUUAUCCUAUCUAGCAUUGAUAUUGAUGCAAGUGGAGAUUGGGAGUGUCUAGUCAACAAUUCCUAUGGAAAUAGCACUAAACAAGUAGAAAUUGUGGUAUUGGAAACGGCUGCACCUUACUGCCCUGCAGAAAGAGUUAUUAACAACAAGGGAGAUUUCAGAUGGCCUAAAACUUUGGCUGGGAUAACUGCUUAUCAUCCCUGUCUUCAGUAUUCAUUUAACUCCAUUGCCUUUCACAAUGGUGCAGAAGAGUCUAAGGCAUGGCGUAAAUGUAAUCGAACUGGACGCUGGGAUGAAGAAAACUAUUCUGAAUGUCCUUAUUCACAAGAAGUAACUCAAGUUCUUCAUGCUUUCAGUCAGCUGACAGCCUACACAAGAGGUGCUUCCCACUUUGCGGAUAAAAUGGAUGUAAUAUACUUGGCUUAUAUAAUGGAAAAGUUAAUUGUCUUCGUGGAUGAAGUUGAAGAUAUUGGGGAUGCUCUCAUUGAAAUUGCUAGCAAUAUAAUGUUGGUUGAUGAUCACGUGUUGUGGAUGGCUCAAAAGGAAGACAAAGCCUGCACCAGGAUUGUACAAUGUGUGGAACAUAUUGCAAAUCAAGUACUGACCAGCAACAUUCAAGUUAUAUCAAAGGUAUCUCAUAAUAUUGCUCUGGAGGCCUUUAUGAUCAAGCCAUCAAGUUUCAUAGGAAUGACUUGCACUGCUUUCCAGAAAAUAUCUGCAAAUUCUGACAAGUUGGUGCAUGAUUUGGGAAGCUGGGAAGCAGAUCCCCAUUCUGAUCAACAUUUAAAUUUUAAGUGCAACACUGGCAAUCUGAAUAGUUCCUUGGUGAAUUCUUCUACCAGGAAUGCUGUAGCAGUAGCUUCAGUUCAUUUGCCACAGUCUGUCUUCUCUCAGUCUUCAUCCUGGCAAUCUGUUGAUAACUCCACUUGCAAGCUACAGUUUAUUGUCUUUCGGAAUGGAAAACUCUUUCCCAGCACAGGAAACUCAUCAAAUCUUGCAGACGAUGGGAAACGUAGGACGGUUGCCACACCAGCUGUUUUUGCUAAAAUAGAUGGGUGCAGUUUUGGAAACCUCACCAGCCCUCUUACUAUAGGGUUGAGGCACCUUGCACGGGGUAUAGACCCCAUUGCAGCCUUCUGGGAUUUUGACCUUCUAGAUGGACAUGGAGGCUGGUGGGGAGAAGGGUGCCACAUAAUUAGUUCUGCAGGCAAUAUUACCACCAUUCAGAGUACACACUUCAAUAACUUUGCAGUGCUAAUGGAUUUUAAGACAGUGCUGUCUUUCCCCCAGUACCCAGGGGAGUUUCUGCACCCUGUGGUAUAUGCAUGUACUGCAGUUAUGUUGUUGUGCCUGUUUGCUUCCAUUAUCACCUACAUUGUCCAUCACAGUACAAUCCGAAUAAGCAGAAAAGGAUGGCACAUGCUUCUCAACUUUUGUUUUCAUACUGCUCUUACCUUUGCUGUUUUUGCUGGUGGAAUCAAUCGCAUUAAAUACCCAAUUAUAUGUCAAGCUGUUGGCAUAGUACUGCAUUAUUCUACUCUAUCUACUAUGCUAUGGAUUGGAGUAACUGCAAGGAAUAUUUAUAAGCAAGUCACAAAGAAACCUCAGUCAUGCCAAAACAGUGACCAACCUUCUUAUCCAAAGCAACCACUACUCAGAUUUUACCUGAUUAGUGGCGGAGUUCCUUUUAUUAUUUGUGGGAUUACAGCAGCAACCAAUAUCAAUAAUUAUGGGAUUGAAGGCAAUGCACCAUAUUGCUGGAUGGCAUGGGAGCCUAGUCUUGGUGCUUUUUAUGGGCCAGUAGCUUUCAUCGUGCUAGUUACCUGUGUUUACUUUCUCUGCACGUACGUUCAACUGAAGCGCCAUCCUGAACGCAAAUAUGAGUUAAAGGAAAGGACAGAAGAUCCGCAGAGAAUACCAAGUACUGAGGUGGGCCAUGGUCAUAUUACAGACUCUGUGUCUGUUCCCCAGGCAGCCUGCUCCAUGCUUUCUUCUUCCUUAUUGGAAAAUGAGCAUUCAUUUAAGGCUCAGCUUCGAGCUGCAGCAUUCACUUUGUUCCUGUUUACUGCCACUUGGACCUUUGGAGCACUUGCAGUAUCUCAAGGUCAUUUCUUGGAUAUGAUAUUUAGCUGUCUUUACGGAGCCUUCUGUGUGACCCUGGGGCUUUUCAUCCUGAUCCAUCACUGUGCAAAGCGAGAUGAUGUGUGGCAUUGUUGGUGGUCCUGUUGCCCAUCUAGAAGAAAUACCUAUUCCGUCCAAGUUAAUGUGCGCCCAAAGGUUAAUGUCAAUGGGGACACUCAAAUUCAUGCACCUUGUCUUCAGGAAUCACCAUGUCCCAGCAAGUCAGCUGUGUUUAAUCAUCCAGCUGCUAGCCACUGCAAACUCACUAACCUACAAGCAGUUCAAAAUCACGUUAACUGCCUUUCUCCUGUGACACCAUGUUGUGCAAAAAUGCACUGUGAUCAGCUACUUGAUGAUGAAGCUCAUAUUCAUGUCCAUAAUGAGGGAAGCUUCAGACCUAAUAUGCACAUUCAUAGAUGUCUGAAAAGCAGAACUAAGCCACGUUAUUUCAGCCGGCAUAGAUCUGCAGGUGAGAGAGAAUAUGCCUACCACAUUCCUUCAAGUAUUGAUGGCAGCAUCCACAGUUCACAUACAGACAGUCCCCACAGUACGCAUGAUAGCCAGUCAGGUCACAGACGGGCCUGCUGCUCAAAAAGUGAUCCAUAUCCCACUGUCAACCAGCCUGAAAGUAGUGAUGCAAGUACUGUAAUAUAUAGUUGUGCUAAAAUGCCAGAAAGUGACACUGUGCACCAUCCAGCUCAUUUUGAAAUGCACCCACGGACACAGUCAUUGCCGUUUAAUACGACGAAUCACAAUGGAAUUCUCAAGGGAAAUGUGCAUGAAGCCAUGAUAUACAGCUCAGAUAGUACAGGAAAUAUUAAAACUGGCCCUUGGAAAAAUGAAACUACUGUGUAGUUCAUGGGCCAUCAUAAUGCCUUUUUUCCACCUAAACCAUCGUUAUCUUUGCUUUCAUUCUAAACUAAAUAAGAUGACUUAUUUGUUUAGUUCAUCAGCAAAUUGUACAGCUUUUCCAUCUUUAUUUCCAUUUUCUUAAUAAGAGUCUAAAAGAAAGAGAUAGUGAGUUUUAAAAGUAAAGUUAUUUUUAAAAGUUAUAAAAUUAUUCUGAAAGAUAAUUAGAAAAUGAAGUCUAGACAACUGAAUACAAGAGGCAAUAUCCUUUUGUUACACAGCACAUUUAUUUAGAAAUACAUCACUUGCAUUCAUUAUUUUCAUUUCUGUUCUGUAGUAACUUCAGACACUUUUUAUAAGCAUAUCAGCAUCUUAAACUUUUACUUAUUUAUUUUUGUAGCAAAAUAUUAUUACUGUGCCAUGGAUUUUAAUCAGAAGUGACUAUGGUAGAAAUGAUAAACAGGAUUUUAUAAAAUUACAGCUUUUUAGAUCUACAAAAGUGAUACUGCCUCUAAAGAUCUUCUGUAGCAUAUGGCCUGUAAAGUCGUGUAAUGUACAGUCUCUGCUAUGUCCUUUUUCUUGUUGGAAAAAAGUGCUAGGUAAUGUCUCUGUUACAUCUAUGGUGCUGUAUUGGUUGUAUUUUGCAUGACAUAUGUCAGGAUAUACCAUUUGCUGUUUUAUAGUGUUACAUGUGUUUAAAAAAAAAGAAAAAAAAAGUGUUGUACAAGGCUGUGAAAAACCCUAUUGAUAUUAAUCUAGAGCAUUAUAAAUCUACAGAAAAAAAAUCACUCUGCACUAGUUUAAGUGGCACAAUCCUUUGUAUAAGGUUAUAUGAUAGCUUUGAUAAGGGUCCACUCUAAUGUCUUUACAGAGCAUGCACUACUCAUGUAUGUGACACUGUACAGUGUAAUAGCAAUCGUCUCAACAAGUUUUACACUUCUUUGUAAAGUAUGCCUUUUGAACAAAUCUGUAAGCUGUUUCACAAUAACCUUUCCACAUCUGUUAAAGCAGAGCAGUUUUAUCAUUAACUCUUUGAGGACUACAGUUAUUUUCUUAAAAAUAGCUUACUCUAGUUCAGAGACGCUGUAUAUACGAUACUGUCUAUUUAGUUACAUGAUCAGUGUAGUCCAGAGUUGUCAGGAAAGAGAAAGCUCAGUCAUUUUCCAAAAACAUACCUUCUUAGAGCCUAUUUCUUAAUUUCACUUCUUGCUUUCUGAAAAUCUAUUUCCUCUCCCAGCAAAUUUCACAUUGUCUUCAUUCUUUAAUGCAAAUUUGACCUUCAGAGAAGUUCUUUAUGUUCAUGAUUUCUGCUGAAUUGUAGGGCAUCCCAGGGUCAGUAACAUUCUCUACUAACAAGGCUUAACAAGACUUGCUAUGGCAAGAAAUUUUUUCAUGUUUCCAUGAACAUCUGGACACAAAGCGUCAACUGACAGUACAGAACUGCAUCAUAAUUAUCCUUACAUGAAAUAAAACCCCUUUUUUUUCAGACAGCAAUGGUGCAGAAUAAUAAUGGAUCGCAUCAAGCAAAUAGGAGCAUAGAGCUGAGAGAGAAAUGUCUACAAUGAAAAGUGAACAGAGCAUCCAUAAAUAAGAGAAAAAGCACAAUUCUGUAUGGCCACAUGAGAAAGUUUGCUGUCGUGUCCUAACAUGGACUUACAAAAUUGUUACUUUGCUGCAGAGAGGAAAUAGAAAAAUCCCUAGAGAAAUCAUCAGUCUGUGAUUCUCUGUGUAUAUUUUGCAGAAAUCUUCACAUACUUCAACCCAUUAUUUUUAUAUUAUUAGUACUUUAUUAGUCUCUACUUUUUUUUUUUUUUUAAUAUGUAGGAAUGCAUUUCCUAAUAGUGUACAUAAAGAUGACAAUUAUAAUUGUUAGAAUGUUAUAAAAACAUGCAAGUCAGAUGAAUGUGUUCUGCAGUGUUGCAGGUGGGAAUUAGUACUCAAAGGGUUAAUGCUCAGUAUCUGAGUGCAAGAAAUUUGUUUUUCUGUAUUUUUGUAAAUUUGAAAUAUAUAUUGUAAACUCCAGCAGUGCAAUGUAUCCAUCUCAGAUUGUGUAUUUUUAAAAGGUGAGCAAGAAGAAUGCACUAGGUGGUUGUCAAGUUUUAAGCCAAUAUACAACAGUUUCAUGGCUGCUUCUUUAGCUAAUACAAAAGAAAAAAAAAAAAGAAAGAAACACCUGAGCUUUAUUAUGUAUAUGCUGUAUAUGCUUGAACUCUCUAAACUAAAAUACAGUAUUUUUCUUUGUUUGCAUAAUGGAAUAUUUCUGUUUAAUAAUUAUUUUCUUUUCAUAUUACUUUUACUCAUUCCACAUAGACAGUGAGCCCUAAAUAAGCAUAGACAUAAUGUGAAAUACCACUUCUCUGUGUCUCAGCACUAUGUAUAUGUAUUUUCUGUACUAGCAAAAUCCUAGGAGGUCUGUAGACCAUUAUGCAAAAUGUUCCACAUACACAGACAAGUGAAAUACUCACUCUGUAAGAACCCACUCAGUGAGCUUCUUUAUUCAGCUUGUGUUUUAAUCACCGCUGUUAUUUCGUCUACAAGGCUUGUUCGAUCUUCAUAAUGGCUUACAAAGAAGUAAAUAGGUGCUGCUUUCCACAGAAUAUCUUAUGUGAUAAAACUCUCUGGAAUUUAAACAUAAAAUAUUAAAACACUUUUCUUAUGUGUUAAAAUAAUAAUUUAGUGAAUAUUUCUGGGCUAAUUUGGAAGAAACGUGUUAUGCAAUAAUCUGUUUGCAUAUUAUUUUUUCAGAAAAUAAGUAUAACUACAGAGUAGAAGAACAUGAUAUUAAAUAAAUAUAAAAAUGUUUUGUAACAUCAAAUUUGACCAAAAUGCUUUUUGUGCUUUUGACUUUUUUUUCCUUAUGAUAAAUGAAAUAAUUUCAAUGGUUUGGAAGUCUGGCUUUGUUUUAUUGUGGGUUUUUGGUCAAUUAUAGUCAAUGAACCAUUACUACUCUUUCUUUCUCUAAAAAUAAAGUCAAUGAAAUAACUGGAGUUUAAGAGAUACAUUGUCCUAGUAAAUUCCUUAUGGAUUAAAAACAUGUAACAUGAUUCAAUGUCAGUACUAGUUUUGGUGAUUCAUUGAUGAUAUAAAAAUGAUUGAACAGAUUUUUUACUGUUCACUUUCUGUCUGAGAUCAAGCAAGAGAAAUUUCAUCCAAAAAAAGAUAAUUUUUGGAGAGUGAUGCAAUCAACAGAAAUCUGAAGGGUCGUUAUUACUGUACUGCCAGGAUAAAAAUAUGCUCUGAUGCUUUAUGCAGUGUUCUUCUCUGCAUAUAGGAAUUCCAGCUCUCAUGACCAAAUUUCAGAUCAUCCAGGUGACUCCAUUUUAAGUCUGUUUACAGGAAGAAUUUUGGUGUAAAAAUAAAGCAUACAGUUUUGCACAUUAUGCUGAUCAUAUGUGUCGUUCCCAAGAAGUCUGUUGGUUGUCUGCACUAAUAGGUCUGAGCAGUCUCUGUCAGUGACCACAAAUCCAACAAAAUCCAGGAAAAAUUCGUCAGCAUACCUAAAAAGCCUAGUUAG
Messenger RNA from Cygnus atratus (black swan), 7489 nucleotides. RefSeq names its product adhesion G protein-coupled receptor A1 (gene ADGRA1). The transcript is spliced from 19 exons. NCBI's taxonomy places the organism in Eukaryota, Metazoa, Chordata, Aves, Anseriformes, Anatidae. The record is from RefSeq and is a predicted model, not a curated record. The coding region runs from base 106 to 3981 and encodes 1291 amino acids. Gene Ontology annotation, biological process: G protein-coupled receptor signaling pathway; cell surface receptor signaling pathway. Gene Ontology annotation, cellular component: postsynaptic density; plasma membrane; glutamatergic synapse. Gene Ontology annotation, molecular function: G protein-coupled receptor activity; protein binding.